Molecule: messenger RNA, 1653 nt
Organism: Pleurotus ostreatus (oyster mushroom)
Lineage: Eukaryota; Fungi; Basidiomycota; Agaricomycetes; Agaricales; Pleurotaceae
Exons: 5
Coding region: 1-1653 (550 amino acids)
Source: RefSeq, a predicted model, not a curated record
AUGAAGUUGUGUCUCCAGGCUCUACUAACGACUUGUAUCGCCCAUGCCAUCCAAAUUCCUCUCAGACCGCCCCCCGAUUCCGCUGAAUCAUCGACUUUCGAGCACAAGGCAUGGGACUUGAACAAGAUCCCAGACCCCGACUCUACCGGACACCUGAUCUUUGACACGGUGGCUUCGCUGCUGCAGCAUUGGCCCAACACUCGAUACAGAAAUGGCCAUAACAUUGUCCCCGGGCUUGUCCCACCGGGAACGCUGCUUUAUCAUGGAAGACGCGAUAACGUCAUCCCCUCCGUUCCGGAGUGGGUGGCCACCGACCCCGAGCACUCGUUACUGUUCUGUCGUGAAGAUUGUUGGCACUUGACGCUCGUCACAGCGCGUCCGCUCAAAGUCUUGUACUUCGAUGGUAGUAGCGCUGCUAAAAUGGAGGGUGGACCCAUGGAUAGCCAGGACAUCGUUGCUUGGGGAAAAAUCAAACCAGAUUGGACAUUUAGCGAGCGCCGAAGAAUAGAAGACCUCUGUGAAUGGGGCAAGAUGUUUGAUUUAGAUGGGUUCGUCAGAAUGGAAAUGGAUUUUGAAAUUAUGCUCUGUGACUUCUCUGCCGGAGUCGAAGUCGCCUCAUUCCUCAAUCUCACCAGCAAGAUGACAGGCAAGGAUCGUCCGGGUCUCGAUACACUCUCCGUCGAAGUCAUCGUAGCAGGCUCGUGGCAUAACUUCUACCCUGGAGAAACGCGCAUUGUGUUGGAUCUUUCGCGUCUUGUGUCUUUCUACGAUACCACCUUGUCACCUUCCCUCGUGCGCAAGCGCCGAGGGCAGGAACGAUGGCAGCAUCGCUUGGAAGGCAUGGCGGAAUCUGACGUUCAUUCUGUCAUGCAGAGAUUAAAAAACGUUCUUGACGGGAGUGCGCCAUAUCCCUCCGCUAACCGGAUUGACUGGGCUACUCUGGUAAAGGUCGUCGUCACUCGCUUCUCCGACAGAUUAGACCUAGUGCGCCGCGUUUUGAAUACUACCAACUCCCAAAUCGAAGUUGGACUGGGGGAUAGCAAACUAUCGGAACGGGCGAAACAAGCGCAGAGGCACUUCAGCACAAUACUGGGUCCCUACACCCUUGCUUCAGCUACACCUUCUAAUGCCUCUGAUGUGUCCUGGGCAUCCCCGGUGUACAGGGAAUGUUCGGUGGCUCAUACAUCUUACAUCGCUCGGCAACAGCAUGGAUUCACACACUCGGAACGCUUAUUGUUGGCUGCAAUUGAGGAUACUAGUGGCGAAAUAUGCCGCGUUAUCACGAAGAUGUGGGCGAAAGGUGUCCUUGCUGGCUUGGAUAGCCAGCUAGAGUAUCCUCCGCUGGGUAACGUUGACCUCUCGGCCCUUGUAACGGAGUGGACCGUCUCGGUAACCACUCUGAUGGAAUGGUUAGAUUGGAGCCUGUGGGUUCGAUGCAAUCCUGCUUGUAGCUUUGAUGAGCUCUGCUAUCUUCCAACCUGGCCUUUCUUUCGCAGCCCGCGCAGGCGGCCACCACCUGGGCCAGGUCAUGAACUCUAUCAAUCCGAUCGCCGUACGGCAUACGCAGAUGAAGAGCAUAACAAUUUUGAAGAAGACUGGGAGGUACCCAAACCGAAAUGCGUUAGAAGACUCGAACCUUACACGUCGCUUUAA